UCCUGCCUGGUCCAGCCCUGACAGCUGAUGGGAGAGCAGAUCAUCCAACCCACAUUUUGUUACUAUUUCUUUAGAAGUUGUGUGACCCCACAGGGCUGAAGGUUGGAGUCAAUGAGAUUGGUGAGCACGUCCAUGCAGGAUGAUAACCCUUCACAUGUAUCUAUCACUUUAUAGAAUAAAAUAUGCCCUGAUUUUGGAACUGGAAGAUGGACGUUCAAGACCAGCUCUGCCACUUCCAGCCCUGGGCCCUGGGCGUGUGCCUCUCUGGGCCGUAGCUUACUCUCCCGAGAAUUGGGGACAACGGCCAUCCCUACCUACCCCACCAAGUCAUCACCAGUGUGGACAUGAUGAAACGGUGGUUGUGAAAUGGUUUGCCAAUCACACCUUAAUGAAGGUGCCCAUUUCCAGGUUCUCCCAGGCCUUGUGACCCCCGGGGCUAGAUCAUCCACACAAGGAACCAAGGCCACAGUCAGCAUGAACUGGGCGUUCCUGCAGGACAUCCUGAGCGGGGUGAGCAAGUGCCCCACAGCGCUGGGCCGCAUCUGGCUGCCGGUGGUUGUCUUCCACGUGCUGGUGCACGUGGUGGCAGCCGAGGAGGUGUGGGGCGACGAGCAGAAGGACGUCAUCUGCAGCACCCGCCAGCCGGGCUGCCCCAACAUCUGCUAUGAUGAGUCCUUCUCCGUGUCCCACAGGUGCCUCUGGGCCCUGCAGCUCAUCCUGGUCACAUGCCCCUCGCUGCUCGUGGUCAUGCACGUGGCCUACCGCCAGAUGCAUGAGCAGAAGCCCCGCCUGAAGCACAGCCCUGACGCCCCAUCCCUAUAUGACAACCCGGACAAGAAGCAGGGUGGGCUCUGGUGGACGUACUUGCUGAGUCUCCUCUUCAAGGCGGCUGUCGACGCUGGCUUCCUCUACAUCUUCCACCGUCUCUACCAGGACUAUGACGUGCCCCGCAUGGUGGCCCGCUCCGAGUCGCCGAGCCCCCACGCUGUGGGCUGUCACAUCUCCCGGCCCACGGAGAAGGUCUCCAGGUACCUCGUGGUGGCCACGGCCGUGCACUGCAUCCUGCUUAACCUCAGUGAGGUCACCUACCUGGUGGGCAAGAGGUGCCUGGAGACCCUCGGUUUCAGACGCCAGGGAUCUCGGCGCCAGGCUCACCUGCCCGAGACAUGCCCACCGUAUGCCCUCUCCCAGGGGUAGCACCCCCAAGAUGGGAAUUCUGUCCUAAUGAAGGCCGGAUCGACCACAGUGGAUGUAGGUGGGCACCCAUAACCAGUGAGGUCAGUGGCUGAGGCCGCCAGAGCCUCUGCCUGCUCCCGGAGGCCACGGCAGGCCAGGUGAGGAAGGUGGGCGUGGAGCUCACGAAGCCCACUCAGGGACCAGGGCUGGGAAGCAGUUCGGUCUCUGAGUCCUGAGUCUCUUCCUCCCAAGGGGAGGAAGGUUGAUG
This is a messenger RNA of Hippopotamus amphibius kiboko, 1444 nucleotides long. RefSeq names its product gap junction protein beta 4 (gene GJB4). Gene Ontology annotation, cellular component: connexin complex. NCBI's taxonomy places the organism in Eukaryota, Metazoa, Chordata, Mammalia, Artiodactyla, Hippopotamidae. Gene Ontology annotation, molecular function: gap junction channel activity. The record is from RefSeq and is a predicted model, not a curated record. Gene Ontology annotation, biological process: cell communication.